Messenger RNA from Ostrea edulis (European flat oyster), 2863 nucleotides. Its product is annotated as galactoside alpha-(1,2)-fucosyltransferase 2-like. The record is from RefSeq and is a predicted model, not a curated record. NCBI's taxonomy places the organism in Eukaryota, Metazoa, Mollusca, Bivalvia, Ostreida, Ostreidae. The transcript is spliced from 2 exons. Gene Ontology annotation, biological process: carbohydrate metabolic process. Gene Ontology annotation, cellular component: membrane. Gene Ontology annotation, molecular function: galactoside 2-alpha-L-fucosyltransferase activity. The coding region runs from base 967 to 1962 and encodes 331 amino acids.
GUGUCAUUAGGACGAAUAAUGUAUGGGACACUGACAUGUUCCAUUCAUUGUUAGGACGUUCUGUUCAUACAUACUACAGAUUGCUCAGUUUACCUGUAGAUAAAUCACGGCUGGGAUGACGGGGGAUGCUUACUCCUCUUAAGCACGUAACCCCACGUCUAGUGUUUCAAGGGGCCCAUUUUUGCUCUGUUCUCGAUUUUGUAUUCUUUAUAAAAUUUAAGAUAUCGAAAAUUGUUCAUUAUCUUCACCUUUGUCAGUAUGGUUACAAUCCCAUUCAUAUCCAAAUCCGAAAGAAUAUUUCAAAAUCUUUUACAUACAACAUCCAACAGUUAAAUUAUAAGUUUACAUACAGCAUCCCAAACAACAUUUUGCAUACAUACGUUUAACAUUACUUGGUGUAUACUUUUCAAACACAAUUAUUCGUCUACUUCAGUUCAGUCAGAAUUUCAACAUUCUGUAUGUCUUGUUCAAUAGCAGUGGUAUGAGUCCUUAUUCGGUUGGUUCUUAAUAUAUUUUUUAACGUCCCACUCGAGAAAUUUUUCACUCAUAUGAAGACGUCACCAUUGACGAUGAAGGGCUGAAAAAUUUAGGCCUAUGCUGGGCGCUUACGGCCUUUGAACAGGGAGGGGUCUUUAUCUUACCACACCUGCUGUGACAAGGGGCCUCGGUUUUUGCUGUCUUAUUUGAAAGACCACCCCAUUUAGUCGCCUUUCACGAUAAGCAAGGGACCUAUCCUAGCCCAGAUCCGCACGGAGCCUUAUUCGGAGUAUUUCAAUGAUAUAUAGAAUAUGUUAUUGUAUACAUUUCUCUGGUUAUUAAUAAUUUAGUUUUUUUUAAUCUAAAGCUCAAAAUGUAAAAAUUGUUCAAAGGGUUAUCAAGAAUUGAAAACGUUUUUAUUUUUUUUUUUUAAACAGAAUACUAAUUUUGUGCAUUUACAUUGUAGAUAAGGGUGUGAUUUGGUCCGAAAUGCGGAGGAUUCGCUGGCAAAACUUGUUUCUACUAACCGCAAUCGGAUUGCUGUUUGUGUUUAUGGCAUGGCACAUCUAUAUCCCCAAGAGGAGUUCAGUGGUUACUAGCCGAUCCCGUGUUGUGAGGAAUGUAGAGUUUAGUUACAACAAGAAUAUUGCGUGUGUAAAUUUCAAAGGACGACUAGGAAAUCUUAUGAUUGAAUACGUCUUUUUAUACACAAUAGCAAAGAUCAAAAAGCUAUAUCCAAUUGUUCCGGAAAACUCGGAAUUAUUUCAAGUAUUCGACAUUCAGAGAACGACACUUUCAGCGAUAAAGAAACCUGCAACUGCGUGUUCCAGUUUGCCAAAACUUUCAGAAAGAUGGGGACUAUCUUAUGAUGAGAAUCUGCUAAAAGUGCCGCCUUCUAAGAGUGUGCAAUUUGAUGGUUAUUUUCAGUCAUGGAAAUACUGGAUAAAAUACGAAGAGGAAAUUCGGGAUAUACUUACGUUUAAAGAAGCAAUAAGAAAAAAAGCAUACGUACAAAUGAGAGAGAUAUUGAAUAAAAUGAAGUUCAAUGUAGACAAGGAUAAUGUUAUAGUCAGCAUACAUAUUCGAAGGGGUGAUUAUGCAACGGAAGGACAUUAUAAGUACGGAAAGCUCACACCGAAUGAAUCCUAUUAUAUGAAUGCCAUGGGAUAUUUCAAAAAGAAACAUAAGACUGUUCUCUUUGUUGUUGGUUCUAACGACAUGGAUUGGUCAAAAAAAGCCCUAGCCUCAGAAAACAACGUUUACUACUCAACAGAGAAUUCAGCUGCUGAAGACAUGGCAAUGCUAUCUCUGGCUAAUCAUACUAUCAUGUCUGUUGGUACGUUUGGCUGGUGGAUUGGAUGGAUGGCGCGUGGAACUUCGAUAUAUUAUAAAAAUAUUUUCAGACCCGGAUCAGGAUUCGCUAAAGAGUUCCGAAAUAAUUCCAUUGAUGACUUCAUAUACCCUGGAUGGAUUCCAAUGGAAUGAAUAGAAAACAUGGGAAGUAAAGCGAAGGGGAAACUUAUCAUUUAUUUACACCACUUUUUUUCUCGUUAGUAGAGUAUGAUCCACUGGGUGUAGUCCAAUUCAUUGAGUAAGGUUGAGAAACUUAAAUUACUUGAAGCUAGAAUAGUUAAUGGGUUUAUAUUGUUAUCAUCAAGAUAUUCUGUUAUUGUAGAAGACUGAAAACAAUACAUAAAGUAAACCGCAAUUUAACUCCUGCUUAUCUGUCGGCUGAAUUUCCAACUCUUGAUCUCACUCAUCAAAUGACGUGACAAGAAAUACUCCAGAUUAUAGAACGUUAAAGUGUAGGCUAUAUGUAUGAAAUUUGUUUGUUUCAACUGACACACGCGAAUAUUCGUUAGCUCUGAUGAUAAGACGAUAUGAAAAUUUGUCUACAUUUUUGAACUGCGUUCAUGACAUCACCCUUCUUCCUAUUUUUCACAUAUAAAGCUUUGUUUGGAUCAUCCUGAUGUUUGUUUAGGGGUGAUCCGGAUUAACCAUAACUCGACCUGUCGCAGUAACGGAGUGGUGAAGGCGUUCACUUCGUAUUCACAGGUUCUACUUCUGAUCCCAGCGCCCUGAAUCAUUUAACAUAGUGAAUGUUACUCCGCUAAGAGUCCGACAUUUUAUGUAGAAGUGAACGUCGUGGGUCUUUCGGAUAUAAAAUAUAAAAAAAAAACUUUCGCCUUUUGCACGGUAACGAAUCUUCAUUGCUACAGCAUUGAGCGCCAUGCAUAUAUGUCAAAAUUAGUAGUUAGUGACGUCUCUAUAUUGUAGCACGUGACCUAAAGCUAGUAACGUCUCUAUAUUGUAGCACCUGACCUAAAGUUAGUAACGUCUCUAUAUUGUAGCACGUGACCUAAAGUUACAUGUAGUAACUUCUCUA